AAAGAAGAAGAAGAGAAGAAAACAGAAGGGAGGAAGAGAAAGAGAACAAAACAGUUCAACAGUGGAGGCUCAAAACGACAGCGUCACCAGUCUGAAUACUCCCAGUCCACAGCACUUCGAACACCAACAGCAAAAUCUCGAGCUCCACAACCUCGUACCACAAUUUCAUUUCACUCUAUCACUCCUCCGGAAGUCAAAAAAUCAGAACUGGUGAAAUUACUGACUGGAAGCAAUAAACACUUCCUGGUGCAAGAAGUCAAAUCUUCAACACCACCAAGGCUGAGUCGAAGAGACGGUUCAAGCGAAGUGUUUCGACUUCCAAGAGAGAAUUCAAACCAUUUUCUCAUUCCACUGGAAAUUGUCAACAGCGAGAGUUUAAAGUGGCUUCAGUACAACCCAGAUAUAAGAGUUAGCAUCCAUGUUGUUGAUGGAAGUGGUGUAGGUGACCAGAGCUCCUCACCGUGGGACGACCAGAGCUCCUCAACUUGGAACGACCAAGCCCCCUCAACGUGGGACGACCAGAUCUCAUCGUCGGACGAGCACAUCUCAGGGCACCAGAAUUAUCAGCAAAAAAAUAAGACUCAAGGAAUGGUGUCUGGUGUGAACGAAGACAAAUCCAGGAAAGAUACAGAUGUAGCAUCAACCACCACCAUCACAACUACCACCAUCGCCACACCCACUACCACCCAAACCACAAUCAGCCGACUGAUUCGGCGGAAUCAACAGCCUACAAAUGAGCAGCAGCUCUUCGGGGCUAUUGGAAAAAGAUGUACUGCCAAAUUACACAAGAGAGCCAUGAUGCAAGAUUAUAUAUUAAGUAACCGUUGUCUUACAGGAGAGGACAUAAGUACAUGUAUCAAGAAGAAUCCACAUAACUGGGGAGUAGAUUCUCAGGAAAAAAAAUACUUGAUUUUAUCACAGGAUGUGGAGGAGUGGGAUCCUGUAAAGACGGAAUGGCCUCGAAAUCAAGGAAGUGUACAGUCCCAACACCUUGGUGAGGGCACAAGAGCUGGUGUUGCAUGGUCCCAACACCAUGUUAAGGACAUGAAACCGGGUACUAAAAGAUCCCAUUACCACAGUAAGGACUCUAGACUGGAUGGCGAAAGGUCCCGACACCAUGGUGACUACAUGAGACAUAGCAGUAGAAGGCAACGGAAAAAAAAGAAGAGAAAGCUUGAAAAAAAGAAAGACCAGGGAGAAAUUACAAAAGGGAAGAACCGAGGAAAACAAAUCGAAGACAGUAACAAAUGGAAUGAAACGUCUAUAAACACAAGGAGAGAUAAUAGCGAAGAAGGCAGAAGACAAGUAGGAAGAAAAGGGAAAAUAAGAGACGAAAAAAAAAGAAAAGGCAAAGAAGGAAGAGCCAGGGGAGAGGAGAGGCAGACAGGUUCGACACAGGACCUAGUGUUGGGGUUGGCUGAGGCACUAGAGCAGAUCCUCAGCACAGAUGAAUUACAGCCUGACCACACAACCCAUCACUCGGCUGCUGAAGUGGACCCGUGCACGGCUUGGUCCACCUGCAGAGUGGAGGAAGUCCUGCAAGAACUGGCUAACCUGAAGUCACUACCCUCUUGCCCCUGCCUGUACCCUGCUGACUUACCCUACCACCACCACCUCUAUGACCCUACCCACCACAUCUACUUUAGAUGGGUGGGAGUGAGCGGAGAGAAGGAGCGGAUAGACGUGUACCACCGUGGUGCCCAUCACUGCAUUAGAUCUCGUGUCACCUCAGCAUCUCUGGCCUCUCAGACCUGUUGCUACGACAGAGAACGAAAACUUCUGACUCGAGGGAGCGGUGCCGGGAGUCCAACACUGGUUAGUCCAGAAGUUAACUUUGCUCUACACUGGCAGGUCGACAUCCUUCCCUGGCUAGCUUGCAGAGGAAACUUUCUCAGAUACCAAGCUGUUCGCCCACCCAACAAUGGUCAGACAUGUGCUGUCAACCCUGAUGACCAUAGGUACCAACAGCAGGUAUACAUGGCAACUGACUACUGACACUCAAUGACAGUAACUUAGAAAAGCAAAAGCAGAUGACAUUUUUUGGAACAUCACAUUAUUAUAUGAGUUAUCUCCUCUAAGGUGGCAUCCUCUAAAUAAGUUAACAAAAUAUUAGUAUUGAUAUAUUCAUGGGGAACAUAAACCUUAUAAGGGUUAUAAAGCACCUAUAAAUUAAGAAAAAUAUGGCUUUCCCACAUUGCAAAACAUGUAUGUAUAUGUUUUAACAAACAACAGUCAUGUCCAGAUGAGCCAUAUGACAAAACCUGGUUACCGUAUUUUGGGCUGCAAAUGCAAAGCAUUUCUUUGGUGCCAUAGUGUCCUCAGCUAGUCAUAUAUAUUCAAAGGAUACUUUUGGCUACUUGGCAUAAUGAACAUUUAGUCAACCUUGUCUUCUGUCUUAAUUUUUGUAAAAAAAUUUUCUCCAAAAUUUUGACCCCUUAAGAUUUUUUCCCACUGCUUAUAUUUUCUAAACAUUUAUCCAAGUAGAUUAUUAACAUUCAUUAAUGUGCUAUAUUUUUUACAUAUUACUGCAUCAUUAUUCACAUUAUGCAGUAAAUAAUCAAUAUAAAUCACAAAAUUACACUUUUGAUUAUACAAAUAAAUUCUUAUGAGCAGUAUUUUGCUAGGAAACCAUUAAAUUUGUGGGUUAAAGAUAUGAACAGGAAACGUGCCUAUUGACGGUUACGUGUCAUGGCAAAAGGCCUUUAGCCUGUACGAAGACUUUAAGAAAGACUCCACUGAAGAGGACACGAAGCCAUUUACAGCAAGUAAGGGAUGGUUGUAUAGAUUCAGUAAUAGGCAUAAUUUGAAAAAUAUAAAAGAUACUGCAGAGGCUGCAUCCACUGAUAAAAAAGUGGAAGAACUUAUUGAAGAACAUAUAGAAGUAUUGAAGAAUGAGGAAUUAGAAGAACUUGUCAAGUCAUUAGCAGAGGAAGAAGAAACUGAAACAGAACCAGCAGUGUGGACAUUGAAAAAAUUUAGCAAAGUGUUUUGGAGAUAUUGGAAAAAUUUAGCAAGUGUUUUGGAUUGCAUAGACUUUAAAGGAAAAAAAUCAUGGAUUACAAUCCCAUGAUAGAACACAGCAUUAAAGCCACCCAUAUAAUCACUGAAGUAUUAGAACCUCUCCAGCAAAUGUUUGAUGAGCUGAAGAGAAAGAAACAACAACUUCCUAUCAUGAUGUUUUUCCAAAAGGUUGAAAAAUAAACCAUGUCCACUAUCGACAGUCCCCAACCAUCAACGUCAUAAUGUCUUAUUGUGCAUAAUUUACCAAUUAAACUUUAUCAUAGGUAUGUAUGUAAACGAAAAACAGCUUAUAUAGUAUAGAGUUCGCUGUUAUCUUGGAAUGUAUCACCCUCUGAUACAGGGGGAACUAUUGUAUUACUAUAUAUUUUACUAGAAAACUAAUUAUUACUAUUCUAUUCGUCAUAACUUAAAAAAACCACGGUACAGGUGGGGUUCGAACUUAUGGCGAGUGAGUCGUAAAACUUCAGGCCAGUACAUAAGCCACUCUGUUCAAACCCCACGCAUACUGUAGCUUGUGUGCAAUUGUGUUAAUAUGAUUUUAUAACUCAUAAUUUAAUUGAAGUCUUUAUUCACAAACUAGCUGGCACAUAUGUUGUGUAAGUAAUUAGAGGUACAUGUAAUUAAAUAGCAACCUAAGGAUAUUGAAGGCCUUGUAUGCAAAAAAUUUGGAAACGAAUGUAUGUGUAUAUAUACAUACACAUUUAUAUUUUGUUAGUAAAAUUUAAUGUGCAAAGAUUUAAAUGUAAACAAAAUCAUCAUAAAACUGUUGUCAGUGAACCUGAAAUUUUUGUAAUAAAAUUUUUCUCAAGGGACAUUAGGGAGUAUGUAUUGUGAAUGCUGUAUGUUAUAGUACUGCGGGCAUAUAUUAUUAUUAAUCUAGUUAAGCACUAAACUUGAAAGGGUCCUACAGUACUACCUGUAUGUAGAUUCAUGUAGUGUAUUCAACAGUCCAUUAUCUUCACUCCAUUCACAAUUAAAAUUCUGAGUGCAGAGCUUUGUAUUAUAUUGAAAAACGCUAAAACUGUGUGGGCAUACAGCACUAAGGAGUUCCGUAAAAAAAACUGCCGAGAGCCUGGCAGUGUAUUAUUUUGUAUAUACAGUACUGUAGUAUAAUUCUUGAACUGAUUCAGCUUUCAUUGUCAUCUUAUGUCUUCUUUCAAUUAAGAAUUGUAAAUGAUACAGAAACCCAUAUUACUAUUACUGCAUAUUCAUGGGAAGCAAUAAAUGCCAAAACCAUAAUAGUACAUAUAUUAAUGUACUGUACUGCAUUCACAACUGUUUUUUGCUAAACUUCAUGGGUAAUACAGAACUAAAAUCCAUAAUUAGUGUAUUCACUUUGUUGUCUACCUACCUAUUAAAUAAGCUUAGUGAAGAAAUGGAUUCUAAUUUUGGAUUAAUUUGUUAGUUAAGUUGAAUGCUCAUUAAUUAUUGUAUUAACCCUUAAAUUGUCCAAACGUAGAUCUGUGUUCGCUUGCGUAGUGCUCCGAACGUAGAUCUACAUUUUUUUACAUGCUUUCAAAUGGAGAAAAUCGAGGUUGGAGUGCUAUGUGCAUGAACGUAGAUC
Cherax quadricarinatus is the source of this 4585-nucleotide messenger RNA. RefSeq lists its product as uncharacterized. The record is from RefSeq and is a predicted model, not a curated record. NCBI's taxonomy places the organism in Eukaryota, Metazoa, Arthropoda, Malacostraca, Decapoda, Parastacidae.